GGCGACGAUGAUUAUCACUAGCGCGCGCAAUCGUUCGCAGUGGGAUUGCGCGGCAAGCACGGGCAGUGGGCUAGGCAGGUCGAAAGAGGGCGCGAAAAGAGACGGAGGUGGCCAAGGUGAGAGAGAGGAGACGCACGUGCGGUCGUGCUCCCCCGAGCGUCAGCCCGUCUUGAGUGGUCGGUUGGCAACUUGAAACAAGCGGCGCGUGCAGCUCCAGGCAUGCCUCAGGUUGCCUCUCAACAGGCGUUGGCAGAGGACUUGAGCUCGCUUAUGUGUGACCGGGGCGGGAGCUAUCGCGACUGGCCGAGGGCGCCAGCGGUCAUCGACCUGGUGCUGCUGCAUGGCUAUGCGCUUUCCGAUGGGAGGAGGAGCUGAGGGAGGCAAUAGCAGGGAUAGCGGUAGGGCACCAGGGGCGUUCGGUAUUCAAGACGUAUAUAAUCGGGUGCUGGAGGCGCUUCUAUCUGCAGAAGCGUCGUCGUCCAAGGAGCAAAAUGCGGGGAUCGAGAAGGUUGAUGCAUUGACGCAGCUUCCGCGCGUCGGGUUAAUCGCAGGCCGUGUUUCGACCAGUAGUGGCGGAAGCGACCGGUCUGGGAAGAAGAACCAAAAGCAACGGCCUCGCGGCAAGGCCUUCGGCAAGAGCAAGUCUCGUGAGGUCGUCGUGGCCAUCUCUAAGCGAGCCGUUCCCUCUGACAGAACAGCAGCGUCAGCCGGAGCGGGCGGCGCUGUUGAACCCACCACUGCUGCAGUUUGCGGCGCCGGGGCUGGAUCCGGUGCGUUGGCCUUGUUGGAAGGCCUCACCAGUCACCAGCCACAGAGCCAAGGUCUCUCUCAUCAUCCUCCUCCACCUCUUUCUCAGUCGUUCUGGGGGUACGUUAGCGACUACUUCCGCGACGUGAGCGUGGAAGACAUUGAACUCUUGCAGCCGCCACCUAACCCUCUCUUCGAUCCCGCUUUCACCAUCCCCCCUGCGGGUCAACAUUACACCGAGGUGUGGGCGAAGGAAGACGCUGAGCAGGAGCAGGAGGAGGCGGGGAAACAGUUGGCGAACAAGGUGAAGAGGAAACUUUUGAGCGCGAGUCCCGUGAGCAAGAAGAGGAAGAUCGCUGGCGGCGGCACGGGUGGCGGAGGCGCAGGGUUUCCUGCUGCUGCCACGCCCACCUCCGCGGCGGCCGUGGUGACAACGGUUUUGUCCCCGCUUGAAGAUGAUACCGACGACGUCUGCCAUGUCUGUUACGGGGGGGAAUCGGAGGAGGCUAAUCAGAUUAUAUUCUGCGACAACUGCAACGUGCCUGUACAUCAGGAUUGCUACGGAGUGCAAGAAGUUCCAGAAGGGCCGUGGCUGUGCUCAGGCUGUUUGGUGGCCGAUGGAGGGGCAGCGCCAGGAUGUGUCCUUUGCCCCAAAGUGGGAGGGGCGGUGAAGCCUGUCGUUGAUGCCUCUGCUGACCACCGCGGUGGUGGGGGGGAAAGCAGGUCGAAGAAGAAGUAUGCUCACCUGUUCUGCGCCCAAUGGGUGCCAGAGACGUACAUCGAGGAUCCUAAGAUCAGGGAGCCUGUCCGGAAUGUCGAGGCGAUUAGCAAGGAGAGAUGGAAGCUUCUUUGCGUCAUCUGCAAGGAGAAGCACGGUGCUUGCAUCCAAUGCAGCCAUGGAAUGUGCGCCACGGCGUUUCAUCCUCUGUGUGCGCGCGAGGCACGCUAUCGCAUGGAGGUCUCCAGUCGAGCGGACGUUGAUGAGGUUGAGCUGAGGGCGUUUUGUCAAAAGCAUUCGUCUCUGAGAAACUCCAAAGGGCCGCAGGGCGCGAACACAAAUGCAAGUCUGGCAGCUCGCUCUCAACAACAGGUUGGGGAAAAGGUGGAGGAAGGGUGUCCGCAGACGACCGAAGGGCCCGUUGGGACAACCUCAGCCAGUCCGCAGGUGGCGACAGGCGCGGCGACAGCCGCUGUGUCGCCGCCUCUCCCUGAUCCAGGGAGUGCAAACGAAGGCAGUGCGAGCGCCGGAUGUUGCGUAAGUCACGACGAGGCGCAAGAUGGCCUCGUAGUCCCUGACGCGGGCGCAGGAACUGCGGAAGGUGCGCGAUCGGGAGCAGGAGAGGUUGCGCCGCAGCAGUCGGAGCAGAGCAACGAGAAGCUGGCUGAGCAAGGAGGUUGGGAAAAGGAAGCGAAGGGGAUACAGGUAUGUGAACAGCGCGAAAAGGGUGAUGGCGGUGUUUCGGCUACUGGGGAGGGCAGGGAUGCGCCUUCGGCGGUCGACAGGGGUGAUUCUUACGAGGUAAACGGCACCGCGGACGGCGUGGGGGUCGAGUCUUCCGCCCUGGGCACAGCAAGUGGGUGUCCGGAGGUUCCUGGUUCCCCCUCGGGCUAUGAUCCGUGGAUGGAAAGGGGAGAACGAGGAGUGCAAGCAUCAGAAACAACGAAACCGGAUGAUGGAGCGAACAGCCAGUAUGGCGCUGUGGCGAACCCGACACGUGACCCGCUAGAGGGAGAAGGACCUGCUACUGCCGACGGGACUGGUGCUGGAGAGCCGUGUGUUUGGAAUGCCGCUCCUGCGGACCAGACGGUACCCGAUCCAGUCGCGUCGCGCGUGCUCGAUGCCUGCGACACCAAUGAACUGGUCAAGCUGCUUAAGCGGGUGAUGCAUAUAACUCGGAUUACUCAGACGUUGGUUGCUCACCAAUCCGGCGUUUCCCAGAGCACGCUGUCGACAUUUUUGCAGGGGCGGCCAAGAACAAGCCACACUGUGAACAACAAAGUGCGGGACUGGUUAAGCCGGCAUCUUACUGCGCAGCAAGAUGAGGAUGCCAACCUGGUCUGGGCGUGCUCGCUGGAGACUAUGGCCAGCAAGGUGGGCAAAGGAAAAGAUGGGAAAGGCAGGGAGGGCCUUGCUGAAGUCGGCAGUAACAGGAAGCCAGAGGGGAGAAGAAGCAGAGCGGGGCUGAGUGACCAACUGGGGACAGUACUUCCUGGUUCUUUUAGAAGCACUGACAAGAAAAGCAAGGGAAAGGUGAUUGGCAAAAAAGGUGGAGAGGGCGACGAUCCAACAUUGCGAGGAGGUGAUGGUUCAACAAGCGUGUUGGAGCAGAGUGAGUGUGCUGUAAAUGGGUUAGAGGCAAUCCCUGCUCAGAAUUGUGCUUCGCAGGCGGGGGAGGGGAAGGCGGCAGUGCCUGUUCCUCCUGGUGUGGACCGAGAGCUUGCAGUUGCUGCUAGCACUGCUCCAAUUGUGGCCAGUAAUGGGCGUCCUAGUGUACAGAAGGUGAGAAUAGUUAGGAAUGCGAGGGGGGGGCUCGCAAUCAAUCCGGUGGUUAAUGCAUGUGUAGAUGAAACCAAUUCCUUGACCGACGAUAGAGUGGAGGGUAUUCGAGAGAAUGCAGAGCAAGGGAGGUCCAAUGUGUUUGUUGAGAGUUCAACAAAUAGCCAAGCUGAGGGCGAUCCCACUCCGGGAUGGGAGGAACCUGUGGUUGCAACUGUGGACAUUCUUGAUGCAGACGCGGCGUCUGAGGAUCGGAGGCAAAGAGCAACCAAUUGUGAGGCGAGCACAAGUGGGAGUGAAGAGCCUUACCGGAGUUGUUCAGCCAAUGGAGGGGGCCAGUCAAGCACGCAUAAUGCGUAUGGGCUUCAUUCUUUGAAGGAGAAAACACAUUCUGGGGUUGAAGUGCGCCGAUCUAAAGGAUUUCGUGAGCCAAGACGUAACCAGGGAGAGGAUACCAAUUCGCAGGGAGUGCUAGAAGUGAUUGGAGCUGCGGAAAUGACAAAAAACAGUCUGGGGAGUGGCUCUGGAGUGGCAUGUGCGGGUGACCCAAGUUCCCCUCAGAGGGAGAACAAGCUUCUCCUUAGGGUAUCCCUGCCAUCGCUCGCAAAUGCCCGAAGAUCCCGAAAUGUUUCUGGUGACACGGCUGGAGAUCCUACUUCAGAAGGGCUGAAAGCGGUGAGGCCCAGAGUCUCCGUGUCCGCAGCUGCACUAAAGGUUGAAGAUAGCGGGCAGUCGGAGGUGAAAGCAGAGCCGAAACCAGUGGUGAAAGCAGAGCCAAAACUGGAGCUGCUGAAAGCCGAGAUGAAACCAGAGCUGAAACCAGUCCUCAAACCAGAGCUGAAACUUGAGCUGAAGCCAGAGGUGACGCCUGAGCUGAAGAUGGUUGAAGUAGGGGAUUAUGAGGACACGAAGGGGAACUCCAGGAGCAGGAUCGAUGUGGCUGAUAGCGUGUCACAGGUGGAGGACAAGGACAGGGUGGAACAUUGUCCAGGGCUUUCCGAAACGGAUGGGAAAUUGGAUAAGAAUGCAAAGGCUCAGCGUUCCCCCUGUGGAAAUGGUGAUGUCCGCCGCAGUUGCGAAGACGCAGAGGAGCAGGGCAGCAAGUGUAGGGGCAGGCCUCCUACGACAGAUGCUGGGGUAAAUGUGAAGCACAGUGCACAGCAGGUGGGAGGCUGCAGUGAGAGGACUGUUGUGAAGGUAGAGGUGGAGAACACUGGCAGUGUGUGCAGUGAUCGGGAAUUGUCUGGUAGUGACUGCGCACACCGUUUGAAGGCGAGUGAACUAGAAGCUUCCCAGAAUGGAAAGCGCUGGUGGAACAACGGGGACUCGGGCCUCAGAUCCAUGGGGAGCAAAGAUAGGUCAUCCCAGGGCCAAUCCAGAGUGUGUCAGGGGGAUGGUUUUCAGAGUCAAGUCAUGGAAGGAGUUGGAGACUCCAAAGGUGAACGGAUCAGUAUCCCAAGGGUGUCUGUUUCAGUCGAAGAGGAAGGAGCAGAUGCACGGCUGAUGUGUGUGUCCGAGACAGAGAGAGGGGGUUCUCCACCGGGAUCACCUAUGCCUACGUCUGCACUGACUCUUCCAAGCGGUAAUGAGGAUGACGCUCCUCUUCAUACAGAAGCAGGGCUGUCGGGGGCAGACCAAGUGCAGAGGAUUCCAGAGGGUCAUGUUAUUCACAUGUACACACACAUAUUGCUGGAGUCUCUGAAGCCACCCGUCUGGCCUGCGUGGACGGAUUCUCCUUUGGGAACACCUGUAACAGAAGUUUGUGAGGCAGAUUGUGAGGUAGCAUCUCGUGGAGGACAGAGGACAGUCGAGGAGGCAAAUGCUGCAGCUGUGGAAGGCGAGUUCUCUCCAAAAUAUUCCCUUCUCGAGGGCAACGGAGAGGUGGAGUUUUCAGUGACACUUCCUCCCCCGGUUGUUCCCCCAAGGAGCAUAUUCCACCCUAGCCGACAGGUUGGCAUUCCUUCUGGGCGCUGCAACGUGUGUGUUCUACACAAAUGUGAAAAUUGUGGUGCUGAGAGUGCUCCUGUGGGAUGUCUGAAACGAGCGAAAAGCUCCUCUGGGUGUCCUCCAGGCGAUGCCUUUUCGGCCAAUGAUGUUCCCUUGUUGCAGGCAGCUCAGGAUUCCGGCUAUCCAAUGAAAGCAAGAUGCGUGGGGCUUGUAGUGGGGGCAGACCUUGGUGAAGUGGAUCAUGACAUGGCAGAGGAUGAUUCCUUGGCAAAGCAGCUGGAAAAGCUAGACAUUGCACACCAUCGGGGCUUGCUAGAUGCGGCCCCAGAGGAUGAAAUUGUCGGGGAAAUGCUAAUACUGCAGAACCAGCUUCUCUUGUCGAUGCGGGCGAAUAGGGUGCGUUGCGAGCGCUUGCUCCGGUUGAUUCUCCCGGCGUUGCCAGAGCAGCUGCGGGCUGCCCAGGAACAUGCUCGGAACAAAUCCCUUGUGAACCAGUAUCUACUCCAGAUGAGGGAAAUCAAGAAACAGGGAAGGAAGGAGAAGCGUGAAAAGGAAGCACAAGCUCAUCUGGCUGCAGUUACUGCCGCUGUUGUGGCAUCGCCACGACUUCGAGAUGCUAGAAGAGAGCCUGUAGAACAGGAGGAGGAAACUGUGAAGACUCCCUCUUCUGUGGCCACACCUUCCUCACAAAAUCCUUCGCUACAGAACCCUCACUCAGUCACGGCAUUAGCUCUACAGGCAUGGCCUGCCUCUCCCUCCCCAGGUGCGGCGCCAUCACAUGGAACGUCACCAAACCAUAUGUCGUUUCCACAGCAUUCGGCAGCUGUACCGAAGCUCUUGAAGCCGCCUCUGCCACGUCCUCCUCGAGUGUCAACUGCGGUGCCAACAGUCGUUGCAACAGCAGCAUUGGGUCCAUCUGUGAGAACAGAUGUGAAGCCUGUGUAUGAUAUGCUGCCAUCAUCCAAGCGGGACGAUGCCGAAGCAGUGUGUGCCGUAUGUGGAAACCGGGACAGUGAAGCUGCGAACAGUAUCAUUUUUUGUGACCGGUGCGGCGUGGCGGUGCAUCCUAAGUGCUAUGGAGGUAUGGGUGAACUGCCGGCUGCUGGGAUAUGGCUUUGUCAGCCAUGUGCAGAGCAGCGUCGCCUUUAUGGUGAUACACCACCUGCUGAAUGCGCUGAUGGACGGAGCGGACCAGGGGUGCAGUGCGCUCUCUGCCCUGGGAGGACUGGAGCCUUCAAGAGAUCAACGGACAACCGAUGGGUUCACGUCUUCUGUGCACAGUGGAUGCCAGAGACGAGUGUGGGGAGGCAACAGACGGCCAUGGUGGAGGGGCUGAAGGAAGUCACGUCGGAGAGAUUCAACCUUCUCUGUCAGCUUUGCAAAGAGCACCACGGGGCCUGCCUUCGGUGCAAUUUCGGUCACUGCCAUGGAGCUUUCCAUCCAUCAUGUGCUCGUAACUCUGGUCUCUUCAUGAGCUUAAAGGUCUGUCCAGGGGGUCGAACCCUUCUGCGAGCGUAUUGCCAGCGUCACAGUCCCGUUCAGCGUGUGAAGGUUCAAUCGAAGAUUCGCGGUGGACCGGAAGACAUGGCUGUGCUCAAGAAAAUCAGGGUAGAAUUUGAGCGACUGAGGCUGAUUUGUGAGCGAGUUGUCAGACGAGAGAAGCUCAAGAGGGAAAUGCUGCAGUGUCGGGCAGAUGUGUACGCUGCCCAACUGGCAGUUGCUGUGGAGCAAGGGGCGUCCAAUCCAGUCGUGAUGACAUCGUGGAAUGCAAUCCAGGAUCAACAGCAUUGGCAUCAGAUACCGCCACCACAGUACCAACACUAUGCCUAUGCGACAGCUGCGCAGGAGCAGCCACAGUUCUUUUACACUCAUCAGCAGGAGUAUGCUCAGACUCAUGUCCAGCAGCAGCACCUCCACCAGCACCACCAUCAACAGCAGCCACAGCAACAACACGCAUUGGUCAGCCCCGUACGAAUGUUACCCCAGGCCACACCGGUGGGCCAUCUGUCCUCACCGUGGCAUCAAACUCUAAGUGCAGUCCCGGUGGACGAGCCCCCGCACAAGAGAAGCAAGCACAGAAGGGAAUUCUGCGGAACGCGUUCAAAUCAUCCGAAUCACCCGGAGUUGGCAAUGUUGCGACCGCACACGAGGCAAUUUCACCAAGACGGUGGUCACCCGGGGUCUUGGGGAGCGCUUACGACGUCGGUGGUGACGGAAGCGGGCGACCCGGGCGGUGCAACGUUGGCUUCGCCGACCACGGCCUCCACUUUGACGCUUCCCUUGAUGUGGAAGCAGUAUGCGGCUAGUGCUUCGUCAGGAAUCCCUGUGGUGACCGCUGACUCUGGGCUUUGCACCAUCUCCACGCCGACAGGAAUGGUCCACAGAGUAAGCGAACAAAACGAGGACGUGACAACGGUGGUUUGCCUUCCGGGGCGGCCGGGCGUGACCCCGGAAGCUCUUGCUGUCACAAGGACCGUCCCUGUUGCAGGGAUCGUCAUGCCGGGACUCCGACAAAACAUGCAGCAAGAAGUCAUACAAGCUCUGCCGCAAGCUCUUUCCCCAGGUGUAACACAGAUGGUACCUCAUGUAAUUCCACAGUCUAUUACCCAUGUUGUGCAGCAACAUACCCAUCCGUUGGCGACCCGUUUGGGCAGCGGAGAUUCACGGCAAAAGAGAAGUCAUCAUGACAAGGAUAAGAGAGCUGGACGGAAGCACAAGAAGAAAGAGAAGGGCAUGUCAGAGAGGCUGAUGACACCUUCUGAGGCAAAUGCGCAGAACAGCAGACUUCCUAAAGGCUAUAUAUACAUGCCGGUUGCAAGUCUCUUGCAGCCUAUGAAGACAGGAGCGCCAGUUGUAACAGUGGUCCCCACUACGUCUUCGAUGGAUACCCAUCACCAGCUGCCGCAGCAUCACCCUCAUGCUUUCCCUCGACAGACACAUUAGUAGGAAGUAGGGAGUGGUAGGGAGGCAUCCCAGCAAACCAUAUGAGAAGUUCACCGUACGAGAUCAUAGUUCGUAUCCAUGUCGCUGGAGGGGCUACGGAGGAUGCUACUGUCGGCGUAUGAGUGGCUGCAGGGAGGCACUUAGUCUCUUACACUACUUUUUCUGUUUGGAAGUUUCUCAAUUGCUGUGAAGGUUGGCCCUACCAAGCCCCAUCAAGAUAAUGUACAAGUUCUUCUGCUCCACAAUGCGCAUUUGAUCUGAUACCGUCCACCAGCAGCAUGGCCAGACAUGUGUGUGCAUGCAUGCACGUGUGUGUUGUGUCUGUGUGUGUGGCAGGUUGCCUGUGUAAGAUGUGUGUGUGUGUGUGUGUGUGUGUGUGUGUGUGAAAGAAUGGGUGUGGAUUAACAGCAGUGUUUAGCCACCUGCAAAAUACGGUAUAGAAUCUUAUAGCAGGGGACUGCGAGAGGGAGCGCGUGCAUGUGCGUGUGUGUUGGGGGUGGGGGUGGGGGGAAAGGGUGCAGUGUGCGAGUGGCAGAUGAAAAGCGUCGUUAUUGAUUCUUUGCGGUGAGUCUUCCUUUGCUUCGCCUCAACCAUGUGUUCCUUAUAAUCAUCACAGAAAAAAGAAAGGUAUAUUAAGUCAUCACAGAAAAAAGAAAGAUAUAUUAAAUUUUGAAAGUGGGGGGCGUUGCCAAGGUUGAAUCCCAUGGAACAGA
Molecule: messenger RNA, 8847 nt
Organism: Chara braunii
Lineage: Eukaryota; Viridiplantae; Streptophyta; Charophyceae; Charales; Characeae
Source: the annotation of a GenBank genome assembly